AUGGCGCUUGGUUCGGUCUACAACGUUUUAUUCAAACGAACUUCAACAUUUGCACUGACAUGCCUCGUUGGGGCCUUCGUCUUUGAGAGGUUUUUCGACCAAAUGUCAGACAGUAUUUUCGAGAGAAUAAAUCAGGGAAAACUGUUCAAACACAUCAAAAAGGCUGAUGCAGAAGGGAAAUAA
Molecule: messenger RNA, 183 nt
Organism: Helobdella robusta
Lineage: Eukaryota; Metazoa; Annelida; Clitellata; Rhynchobdellida; Glossiphoniidae
Exons: 2
Coding region: 1-183 (60 amino acids)
Biological process (GO): mitochondrial electron transport, ubiquinol to cytochrome c
Source: RefSeq, a predicted model, not a curated record